AUUACACAUACAAAAUUAUAUUAAUAUUUUAUUGAAUACAACAUCAAUACAAACUAAAAAUGAACUUUAAAUUCAUCGUUGCUAUGGCAAUUUUUAUCAUCGUCAGUAUGUUUAAUUUAGUACUAGUCGAUGCACAAACAACAACUGCUCCUCUCACGCCUACCACGGGUACUACGACUACCACGACUUCCCCACCUGCCACAUCAGGCUAACUCCCUUAUCGUAUUUUACAAAUUAUUCAUCAUCGUCAGUAUGUUAAUUUAGCACCUGCCACGUCUGCCACGUCUACUGCACCUUCCUCGUCUACCGCAACAGGCAAAUGCCCAUCUUAUCCACUUAAAUAAUCUACAGGAACAUCAUAACCAACAGCAACUACCUACUUGAUAAUAAUAUUAAUAAGGCUAUAGUUGCAAGUUUGAUACACCUAAGUCAAUAAUUUAGCUUAUUUAUACUUUCUGAUGUACCUAUUUUAUAUCCAAAUACAAUUGUAUGCACACUAAGAUGUUAACUCAUAUUAUAUAUCCAUUAAACUACAAAAUACAUGAGUCAUCCAAAUUUUAAUACGUUAUUGUAACAUUGCACUUAAUAAUCAUGUAUGCUUUCGAAAAUAAAACAACUUCAAAUACCUAAUAAAAA
This is a messenger RNA of Acyrthosiphon pisum (pea aphid), 636 nucleotides long. RefSeq lists its product as uncharacterized. The record is from RefSeq and is marked predicted. The transcript has 3 exons. Lineage: Eukaryota; Metazoa; Arthropoda; Insecta; Hemiptera; Aphididae. The coding region runs from base 60 to 212 and encodes 50 amino acids.